UCCUAGUAUUAGGAUUUUUGAGUCCUUUUUCUGAGUACUAAUCCUACUGAGACUUGGAGUGUGUGUGCCGGUGCUGUUCGUGCAGCCAGCUUCAGGAGGACAUGAGUAAGCCUCGGAGUGAGCUGAGUGAGAAGGAGAGGGAGCUACUGAAGAUCCGCAGGGUGAGCGGAGCCAAAGCCUCACAGCUGGCUCAGAUGGAGAAAAUGCUCCAGGAGACCAAAAGUAUGAUAGACAAAAAGACUGAGAUGGGUGCAGAAGGAAACCCCUUUGAGGACAACAUGGUGUCUGAGUUGGAGGAGAAGGUGCAGCGCAGUAAGCGAGAGCGGCGUAACUCUCUGCACAGGACACAGCUGCUGGAAAGUCAAAUGAAGACAGUGCGUGGUGAGCUGGUGGACACUCUGGACCACCUGCAGGUGCUUAGAGAUGUCCUGCGCCGCUCACAGCAGAAAGCAGAAGAGCGCCAAGCAGCCAUGGAGAAACUGAAUGCUGAGCUUAGGUGA
Messenger RNA from Tachysurus vachellii, 500 nucleotides. RefSeq names its product coiled-coil domain-containing protein 18. The transcript has 2 exons. NCBI's taxonomy places the organism in Eukaryota, Metazoa, Chordata, Actinopteri, Siluriformes, Bagridae. The record is from RefSeq and is a predicted model, not a curated record. Bases 102 to 500 code for a protein of 132 amino acids.